GUCGCACAUGUGACGUCACAGAGCUGAGCCUGAAUCGCGAGAAGGCGCACGGUAACGCUCGUCAGAUCCUGUCCAAGUUCCGACAGAUGGAGGAAGAUGCGCAUAAGGAAGACCUGCCGGACGGCCCGCGCCCGCUCAAGUCGUUCACGCCACCGCCAGGAGCCGGCCGAGCCAGAGGACGCGGCUGAGGACAGCGAGGAGGAGCCGGAGGACCCCGACAUCAUCCGUGCCAGUCACAAGGUGCCCGACGAGUUUCUCAACAAGCGCACGGACCAGGCUCGCUCGCUGCGGGACAAGUUCGAGAGCUGGGGCCCGCCGGCCGGCCGCGACGACAAGUUCACCGUGGAGGACGAUUGUCGGCCCAGUCUCGAGAUCACGCGCAGUCUGCGCGCCAAGUUUGAGUCGCUGAACGAGCCGCAGAAGCCGGCUGAGAAGACCGCAGCACCGGGCCAGCCGCUUCAUCGCGGCCGGCGCCGCUUGCGUGCUGGGCUUUGCGCUGUAUUGCCUGGCACUGGUCGUCUUCUGAGGAGCAGCGGGCCGGGCUGCCAGCGUGAACGCCGCACGCCGCUCCCAUGGAGCCGAAUCAGGCGGCUGUAG
This is a messenger RNA of Pollicipes pollicipes, 597 nucleotides long. RefSeq lists its product as uncharacterized. The coding region runs from base 97 to 597 and encodes 166 amino acids. The transcript is spliced from 6 exons. Lineage: Eukaryota; Metazoa; Arthropoda; Thecostraca; Pollicipedomorpha; Pollicipedidae. The record is from RefSeq and is a predicted model, not a curated record.